UUUGUCUUCACUGCGAAACUGUCGUUGAACGGUGGCGCUGCAGCGAUUUGACGUUUGAGACUCUGCAACUCGGUCUAGCCUGGUCUAGCCACAUUGGGCACGUGUAGGCGCCAUUUUGUUUUGCUUGUUACCGUCUUUCCGGGCGUCGUGUGCCCUAGGGAGUUAUGAAAUCGCUUAGCUAUUAUAAUAGCUUAUUAUAAUUUUUUGCGUGUGGACGGGUGUGCUAUGAAUGCCUUGUGAUGACACGGAGAGCCGCAAAAACUGCCACUAAUCGUAAUCCAUGGAGGAACAAGUGACAGCGCUCUCGCCGCUGCACAGCAACCAAGUUGCUGAGGUCACGGCCGAGACAAGGACCGUUAAGCGCAAGUCGGAUGAAAGCUCUAAAACAACCUCAAGUAUCAAGUGGUACAAGCAGAAGUUUAGAGACUCCUGGCUGCAGGACGAGCGCUUCAAAAACUGGCUGGUUUGUGUGCCACACGAUCCGUACCGUGCCAGGUGCAAACUGUGCAACGCCGACCUUAGGGCAGGCAAGAGCGAACUGGAGAAGCACGCGCGCACCAAGCACCACCGUGAUACUGUCAAGGCGGUUGAGGACGUGAAGGCCUUGCUGGGCUUCGCCAACCAAGCCGGAGCGCAGGCGCUGCCGGAGGUAGCGCCCGACAUGCAGUCAGCUGAUCAGGUGCAGGAGGAAGAACUGUCGCGGCCUAUGACUGCACUCCUGCCACGGAGGAGAAGAAUAUCAUCCCCACCACCUGUGGCUUCAAGAAAAAUAUCAUCCCCACCAUCUGCAGUGGCUUCAGUACCAGCUGUCCGGUGUCACUUGCCGCCUUUGGGCAUCUUACCCCAAGUGCAGUGUCACGCACCUGAUUUCAAAGGGAUAGCUGUGGUGGACAGCCAGGUCCGGCAAAUCCAACUGAGCGACUAUGAAGGGAAAUUCCUGUUGCUGUUCUUCUACCCUCAGGACUUCUCUCUCGCUUGUCCCAGUGAGCUUGUUGAAUACAGUGAUCGUGCAGCUGAGUUUCGGAGCCUUAACACAGAAAUCUUGGCGAUAUCUACUGACUCCUACUGCACACACCUCGCCUGGACUAACACCCCUAGAAAGCUUGGUGGGCUUGGCAAGGUCAAUGUCCCCUUGAUGUCAGACUUCACAAAGAAGAUCUCAAAGGACUACAAUGUACUGCUUGAAGAUUCCGGGACUGCAUUGAGGGCAUCUUUUAUUAUUGACCCCAAGGGCAUGAUUCGUCAGGUUACAAUCAAUGAUGUGAACUUGUACAGAUCAGUGGACGAGACACUUCGGUUAUUGAAGGCGCUGCAGUAUGUUGAAAAGCAUGGUGCAGCAAUCUGUGCAUCGUUUGAACCCGAACCUGUUGGGGCACGUGGGGGUGAGCGCACCAGUGCGCGCAGCAGAGUGGAUAAGUGAUGCCUGUUGCCUGGGACCUUCGUGCACCAUCCAUUGUCAGCACUGACCACCUUGUGACAAUGAUCAUCGUCUCCUUUUAUGUAAUGGCAUAUUUUGUUUCUGUUAUCUCAUCUGUACAGUACUUCACCUGCACUGUAAAUAUUUCAGGACGAUUUAAGCUGCUGUUAUAGUGCUCAUUUAAUUUUGCCACCUGAGGAGAGUGUUUUUGGGCAUGGGAGAUGUGCAACUUCUCUCAUGCGUAUUGUUGUGCUUCCUCAGGCACCUAGGUGCUUUUGUUGUUGGUAGGCUGGAGAGCCUUUGAUGAAUUGCUGAGCGCUGUCCCAUUGUCACUGAUUUGUGUCUUUACGGUUAUUUUCAUUUUGUGUGAAUUUUAAAUUAUUUUUAGAACAACCUUUCCUUUUUAGAAAGAAAAGACAAGUGCAUGCAUUGUGUAAGAGGCUAUUUACUUCUGUUGGCAAUAGGGAUCCUGAUAUUUUGUUUACACCCAACUCUGUUGCAUGAGUGAGUGUCGACAAGAAAUUAGGUUUCCUUAAGUUUGUUUUCUUUUGUGUAUAUGUGCAGUAGUCUCGGAACGCGCACUUACGUGCUUGUUUCCUCAGCGAAAUAAAUGCGGUUGUUCUUGAAUUUUGGCUAUCUCUAUCUCGAUCAUGAAACUCAGCUGUCAUUGAUUGCAUGACACAGCUGACUUAAGAUAGUUUAAAAAAUGUCUAUGUGCUGUCUUUGUUGCUCGAGAGUUUUUUAACUUUGUCAUUUAGAGCCAUGCAAAAAUAAGAUGACGGCCUGUUUCAUUCCCGAAAGUGUGUCAAGGCUCCAAAUGUAUUCUAAAAUGCAAUUUCAGCACAAUUUUGUCAUCAUAAACGUAUCAUACAUAACACUUUGUAGUGUUACUUGAAAUUCUCAUAAUUUUCAAGUAGGUGCACCAUGUAGAUCAUGAAAACUGGCAUACUUCUGCAUGUGGACGCUAUGCAUUGUACAUAUUUGAAUGGUUGUCUAUGUCCACAUUGCUAAUGUCACCAUCUCAUUGAAAGUUUACAUCAGUAUACCUGGCAGCAAAAACAAUAACCUGCUGGGAAGCAUUAGCAAAGUAUUAGACGACUGCAUGAAGCAGUGUUCAUAGUUUUAUCGGCCAUAUAAAUAGCAGUAAACAUUCGUUUACUAAUCAAAUUAAUAAGCAUGAUGUCACGCGCGCACAGGCAACCGUGAACAGAUCUCGCUCAAUAACAGCGAACACAUGCUGUAACAACGCUGGCGUGAGGAAGAGCAUAAACAGAAAGGAGCAAACACUUUGUGCUGCCUCUCUCUUCAAUGACUGAAACUUGAGAUUACGCAAUCUGCAGCACUAGGCGUGGGAAACGUGCAACCUUUGCACCCACAAGAUAAUAUCUCCAAGAUAGGGCAGGGCGCGUGGGCAGUGUGGACAGUCAUGCAUAGACACGGCAGGGCUAGUGGAGGAGACAUGCACUUAAGUGCGCUUGAUCCUGUGACCUCCAAUAUUGUGCACACGAAAGAAGGCACUCGUCAAGCCACCUUCCUUCUUGGAUCGUUGUCACACGUUUUUCCCUCCCACCCACAGCAUACAACACAUGCGGCGCGAUAGGAUCUUAUUGCACUUGGACUUUAUGCGAAAUAUCAUGGCGAUGAUGACGGUGAAAAUUUGCCACUGUAAUUCCUAUCGCAAUAAAAAGACAGACUCCAGAGUCCUGAGUCAAUUACUGUGCUAAGCAAGUCCACUACAAUGUACCCCUUCACAUGACCUAACAACCUGAGUCAUGCAACUGAAUGAAUGUAUAUAGUUGCUGCUCACGAUUAGUCUUCAAUUGAACACCACUGUGUACAACUCGGUAACUAUUGUCACUUUGUGCCCCUGUAAGCAGGCAAACUUGUCCCAAGUGGCAGUUCUGGCCAUCAGUGACAUGGUGACAUUUGUAGUUCUCGAGCCUGUCAAUUGCGCGAGUCAGGAACAACUCCAGCAAAAAUGUACAGCCUUCGUCAAACAAGAGAAAGGAAACCAAAGUGCUAGAUUUUUUGUUUAUCAGAACCAUAUAAAGCCAACAGACGAUGAAGCCAAGGAAAGCAUGGGGGAAAUUAACUGCAAUUGAAAUUGAAAUGUAGAAAAUAAUUAAGAAAGGGGAAAUAAAACUGAAAAGCCUUGCAGUUUUUCUGCGAGGCUUUUCUUUCGAGGAACCCGUAUAGGUUUCCUUUGUAGCAAUUGCUAAGGUUAGGUGGAUGCCUCAUUUUUCCUUUCAAUUACUUUUCUCCACCUAGCGGCUUUCUGCUGAAUUAUUACAGUAUAGACCACUUAUAAUGUAACCGCUUAUAGUGCAGGACCGGAUAUAAUGCGGUCUUUUCAGACUCCCGUUAAUUUUCCCAUAGCACCCGAUGUAUACGCGUAUCGCUCAUAGUACAGUUGUGGAACACGAAAUACCGGUUACGGUGCGGCUGCCUGGAAGUUCGGCAGUCAACCUAGACGGCAAACGCUCCCCUCAAGCCAUAAAUACAGUAUUUACUCGAAUCUAACGCGCACUUGUUUUCUGAUAAAACAGGUCCGAAAAUAGCGUGCGCGUCAGAAUCGAGUACGACCCUAAAUCUGCGUUAUCAUAUACAGUGUAGACCGCUUAUAACGUAAGUCGCCGGAGUCGCGAAUAUCCGCACUAUAACCAAAGCAACAAUUUUCAAGGCCUGCACAUAUACAAAACGUGCACCGAGCCGCCAUGCGUAUGCGACAGUCGAGGAAUGCGGCUAGAACGUUUGCAUUCAAUUUAGUCGAAUCUCGUUAAUUUGAACCAAAUCACGCGGCGGCGCCUCCGACCAGCAUUGCACCAGCACCGCCAUAGAGUAAAAGCUUAGGAGAGACCCCCCAAUGUCGUGUGCGAACAAAAAUAAAUAAAUAAAAAUGCAGCGGAAAUUUCACCCUCUCUCAAAUGGCAAGGUCGCCGAUUCUGGGUUGCGCAGGAACAUGCGUGUACGUGCCGACGUCUCAGUCACGCUACCGUAGCCACGCGUAAAAAUUGGCAGUGAACCCUUCUUUCUCCUUUAUGCUUCCUCUACUUUUUAGUCACGUGUUGACCUUGCACGCUGCGGCUACGGCGCAGAGGGAAGCAGCGGCGCUGUCCCAAGCCAGCCAAUGAAGCUGCCCAUGCCAGCAAACGCCUGCUUCCCGAUAACGGCAGAAAACAAAACUUCGGAGAGCUGGCGCCGGGCCGGCUGGAGCGGCGGUGCCUGCGGGCGCGCACGGUGACAGUCGAAAGUGAGGGAGCUACGAGGGAGGGCGAGGGGAGCCACCGAAACGGAGUUGCCGAGGCGAAAACCGCUUCCCUGCUGCCCUCCUCCCUUACAUUCCACGGUCUCCGCGUGCGCCCUUCGCCGUGCCGUGUCGGCGCCGCCCGUUCCCUCCCUCAAGUUUCGUUUACUGCCGUUAUCGUGCAGCGAGCCUUGGCCGGCGUUGGCAGUUUCGUGGCCCUCGCUCGCUAUGCGCGCCGUGAUAUUUCACGACUCACACUCAAGAUUUUGGUUUCAGCCUCACUGGCUGUUCGUUCGCACCACGUGCCCUUCUCCUCCACUUCGUCUCUCUUUCUUCCUCGAGCACUCCUUGGGGCGCCCGUUUGAGGGGAGCGUUCGCCGUCUCCGCUGACUUCCGUACUCCCAGGCAGCCGCACUGUAACCGGUAUUUUGUUUCCCGCAACUGCACUAUAAGCGAUACGUGUAUACAUGGAGUGCUAUGGGAAAAUUAAUGGGAGUCUGAAAAGACCGCACUAUAUCCGGUCCUGCACUAUAAGCGGUUACGUUAUAAGUGGUCUAUACUGUAGCUGUCGGCAUUUCAAAAUGGCCGCCUCGCACGCGCGUUGAGCCUAGCUACUCUCUCUAUGUGCUGCAGUACACGUGUUUAGGCAAUAGUCUACCGUCUGUCUUCACGUUCUCUGCGUCUGCUCAAUCAGCAUGAAGUACUGAGUUCAUCUUGAUGCUGCAUUUAAAAGGAAAGUGUGUGGAGACGGACGGAAAUCGGGCCGCGUCACGGUUCUUCGGAGAAUCUGAAACUUGCGUUCAGGACUGGCGCAAACAGAAGGAGAGGAUUUUCGCCUGCAAUGCAAUGCGGAACGGUUUCAGUGGACCGAAGCCGGACGUAAUCUGCGACGAUCCAUUUUGGCGAUACAAUCACCUUGGCCCUAUCUUGAAAGCAGUCUGCGAUGGGGAAAGUCCGCUGCGCGCCGUGUUUUCGCCGCUUAUAGGUCACGUUGAAGCGAGAGGCAUGAUAGCACGAAGGUCAAUUCGCUCGCCACGCUUCGUCACUCGAGCGUUUUGACAGUUUGUUUUCGUGGUCAAUGAGCGAGAUGUGUUCAUGUUUGCUUGUGCGUGCGUGACGCCGUGCGUGUUUAUUUAGUAAGCGAAUAUGGAACCUAGAGCACGGUGGCAGCAACGGCAGAAAUGCACCUGGAGUGUCCAUUAUAGGAAUAAAAUAGUUGUUUUGGUUAUAGUGCGGUACCGCGUAUAGUGUGGAUAUUUGCGACUCCCGCGACUUACGUUAUAAGCAGUCUACACUAUACGUCAAAACAUUUGCCUUUGUUUCGAGUUGUGAAUAAAUUCGACUUCGCCAUGCCAUCUGCUAGCCUCCUGGUUAGCUCAGAUGGUAGAGCGGCCGCCCGAGAAAGGCAGUGGUCCCGGGUUCGAGUCCCAGACCAGGACGAAUUUUUUUUCAAAUGCGGGGCUAGUCUUUUGAGGAACCCAUAUGGGUUUCCUUUGUGGCAAUUGCUACAAUUCAGUGGAUGCCUCAUUUUCCCUUUAAUUAACAGAUACUUUCUACACCGUUCUACGUAUCUGUGAAGAAACAUGUUCGGUAUGCCAUCUGGGCUGCUUGAUUUCUUAUUGUCUAACUCAAGCAGAGCCAAACAAAUGCUUUUUUGAUCUAUGACUAGAUUUGGGAUAUCAAGACAGCUUUGCUGAACGAAUGUGACCCGACUGGUGGAACUAAGAAAUGCAGAUGAAAAGUGCUCGGUGAAUGCUUUGGCCAUACGGUUGCCGUCAGUAACGAUAGCAUCCUCGAACUUUAGUUUGCUGACAGGAUCUUUUUUCUAAUGUUCAAUGCAGCCGAAACUUUUGGGGAUCAUUUAUAGGAAAAUUAUACAUCCUGAUGUAGGAAGUGGACUUGGACAACUAUUCUUAAGUGCAAUUCAUCAUGAAGCAACUACAGUGAAACAGGGCCCUUGUGAGCAGUAGAAUGCGACAAGCAUUUUACGCAACAUUUCAAAUGCAGUGUCUUGCGUGAGAUCUAGGACUUCUUAGUGUUUCCUUUUUUCGUCUGUUUAUACAUAUUUGCGAAUGCAAUCGCCAACAGUGGUGUCGAACUGAAUGUACAAGUCAUUUACAGGCAAAGUGCCCGCAGCAUAUUCUUGAAUGAAAAUAUCAGUCCUGUUCUGGAAUGUCUAAUAUUCUCAUCUUGGGUGCAAUUGCAGUCAGGAAAUGUUUAUACAGCUUCUCAGUUUUUUUUUUUUUUUUUCGCCACAUGGUUCGUGAAAAAUACUUCGUGAUCCUAUAUCCAGGGGAAUGUAGUUAUUGAGUAGCCAAGCUCACAAAUGUUAUUGGAAACAAACAAGAUGUAGUAAAGAACUACAAAUAGGCAUACAAGCGGGCGUGGGUUUAUUCAUCACCAGCUGUAUCAGACGAAAGGAAAAAGCGAUGCCGAGCAGCUCCUCAGAAUGCUGACAAGGUGAUUGAACACUAAGCAAGUCCCAGUUUAGUUUGGGCAGGAUAGAAUCACUGCGAAUUGUGGUAUAAGCAUCGCACUCUGCAGUAUUCGUGCAAGAAGUCGUGUAAUGCUUCUAGAAGGCCAGCAUUUGAGGGUCUGUAUUAUAAUAGGUGAACAUGGAUUCACCACAUUUCACUUAAGUAUGGUAGGGUAUCACGGUGUGCUCAAUGCCCUUUUCAGUACAAAUGCAAUGCAACACCCCUCAAACUCCGGUUGUGAUGAAUCAAAUUAUGCUAAUUGGCGCAGCUUCAUUGGAAAUGCUGUCGCAAAGCAUUUUGUUUUUUAAAGAGCAGUUAUGUUUGAGUUAUACACACGAAAAAGAUGCUCGAGAUCAUCGGCUUUGUGUAGAAGGCUUCCUGCAUUAAUGCUCAUCACAGAAAAUGGUUUUAGGGUAACGUGGGGCUUUGGGACGUGGAGACAACCAAUGGGGACAUUGUAUUGCAGUUAUUGGGAAACACAGAUCAUUAGAGAUUUAAUGGCACCUUAGUGCCAUGUGCACCAUCCCAUAUAUUUUUCCAUUGAGUUUAAGUCUGUCAAAAGUCAAUCCAGCCUUGUUACCCAUAUCUCUAUUCUCCUUUGUUCACCCAGUUUCUUCCAGAUCGCCUGCACAUGCAGUGAGAAAUCUUCAGAGAUGCUAUAGUUGCUACUUUUUAGGUUGCUGCAAUUUUUCAACAUUCUUACCUAAUCUCUUCUGUCUGCAUGCUUAAAAAUUACUGCGCGGCAUUUGUUAGGACCUGGCUGCCAAAGUCCAAUUCAUUCAGUGUAACUAUCGGGAGGUUUAUAAAUAGUUUUUGAGGAAAGAUGCUAAUCGAAGAUAUUUGUUUUUUUUUUUUAAAUAUAUAACCUAGAGCAAGCAAUGAAAUUCUGGCUGCUUAUGUAGUUUUUUAUGCUGAUUUCAAAUGUAAUCUGUUUUCAUCCUCUAUCAGACUUUUCGCAGACGACUGCGUACUUUAUCGUCGCAUCAAGGACCAAACCGACCAUGCAAUACUUCAAGACUUACAUUUAAUAGAAACCUGGUGUUCCAAUUCUCUUAUGAAACUUAACAUCUCCAAAUGUAAAGUUACGCGGAUCUCCCGUAAGCACUCUAACAAGGAAUACCAAUAUUCUUUAAACUCGACAACCCUAUCCACCGUUGAAUCAUAUUGUUAUCUCGGUAUCACCAUUAACAGCAAGUUGACCUGGACAGACCACAUCACAAAAUUGGCUACCGACACUACUAAAUUACUUGGUUACGUCAGACGCAACCUUGCCCUGUGCCCCCCAUCGACACGAAAACUAGCCUAUGAAACUUUCAUUCGAAGUAAACUUGAAUACGCCUCAGCUAUUUGGAGCACAAAGCUUACUUGAUCAACACUUUAGAAUCAAUACAGAAUCGUGCCGCUAGAUUCAUCUCUUCCAGGUACAGCCGCCAAGAAAGCGUCAGUAAGAUUAAAUCAUCCUUAGGACUCGAACCAUUGUUGUUGCGUCGGAAAAUUGCAAAGCUGUGCCUUUUCCAUCGACUAUAUUAUAAUUUCCCACACCUGCAUGGAAAGCUUCUUAUUCCACCAACCCGUACAUCUCGUCGCCCUUUUAACUCUUGCAGCAUCCAGUGCUUGCAUGGUUCAACAUCUUUCUUUAAUCAAUCGUUUUUGCCUAGCGCUAUCACAGAGUGGAACAAAUUACCAGAUACAGUUUUCAGCGAGCGUAACCACAUUAUCUUUAAACAGCUGCUUACUGAUUACCUUAAACUCUAACUUUAUAAUGACCGUACUGUGUUUUCCUUCCUUCGCAAUUGCCGAUUGGGACUUUUUUUGCUGAUUUGAUUUUGCAUUGUAUUCGGUGUGCCGCGAAGUUUUUCCUCCUUUUUUUUGUGUUCCUUUUCUUUUUAGUUGUUUUCAAACGAAAUCCACAGGCUGUAGGAAAUUGUAACCAUGUCUAUAUUCCUAUUCUUACCUCCUGUAACCCCCACCCCCUUAUGUAAUACCCCGACAGGGGUCCUUAAGGGAAAAUAAAUGAUGAUGAUGAUGA
This is a messenger RNA of Dermacentor silvarum, 9167 nucleotides long. RefSeq names its product probable peroxiredoxin prdx-3. The record is from RefSeq and is a predicted model, not a curated record. The coding region runs from base 281 to 1420 and encodes 379 amino acids. NCBI's taxonomy places the organism in Eukaryota, Metazoa, Arthropoda, Arachnida, Ixodida, Ixodidae. Gene Ontology annotation, molecular function: thioredoxin peroxidase activity. The transcript has 9 exons. Gene Ontology annotation, biological process: cell redox homeostasis; hydrogen peroxide catabolic process; cellular response to stress. Gene Ontology annotation, cellular component: cytosol; mitochondrion.